This is a messenger RNA of Closterium sp. NIES-65, 4821 nucleotides long. The record is from the annotation of a GenBank genome assembly. NCBI's taxonomy places the organism in Eukaryota, Viridiplantae, Streptophyta, Zygnematophyceae, Desmidiales, Closteriaceae.
AUGGGCUGCUGCUGCCUCGUGAACGAACCCCAAUCAAUCAGAGUGCUCGGGUCCAACAAGUUAUCGGGCGAUCUUCCUUCCAUUAUCACCCAGCUCACAGACCUUAAGAAACUGGAUCUGAGUUUCAACCAGAUAUCAGGGCCACUGCCCACCAUCCUUAGCCUUGCCACUUCUCUCUCCCACCUCGACCUCAGCGGCAACAUAUUCACGGGAUCGCUGCCUUUGGGCUACAGCCGCCUCUUCCAGCUCUCCACCCUGUCAGUUUGCAGUAGCAUGGUCUACCCUUCCACGCUCGUCGCUCCCAACCACUGCCAUCACACCUUGCCGCUCUCACCCCUCACCAUCGCACCGCACCCCUCCCCUUUCAGGGGUCUGUCGUCCAACAUUCUCUCGGGCUCCAUCCCAGAGCCUCUUAUCGCCGCCCUAACCAACACGCCCCACCUGGACUUGAGUCACAACCAACUGUCUGGAUCCAUGCCCUCCUCCCUCUCCCUCCUCACCAAACUCACCAGCCUCUGCUGCACCCGCCCCUCUCCCCUACUAUUACAACGAGCAAGGUCCCACACACAGAUCCGAACAGCCAAACCCCCCGACUGUCCAUCCUUCACCCUCCCAUACACCAACUCUUCUUCUCCGUUUCGUCCUCUUCCCCUCCAAUAUCACUCUCUCCUCGCCCCCUCCCACACACCAUCCCCUCUUCUCCAUUUCUUCCACAGAGACCUGGGCUUCAACCGUCUGUCAGGCACGCUCGUUUCAACCAUCAGCACUCUCACGGCCCUGAAGGCGCUGUAUGCUCUUCCCUCACUGCACUCCCUUCGCUGCACUCCCUUCAAUGCACUUCCUUCAUUGAACUCCACGCACUGCAUUCCCUUCGCUGCCUUGCAUGCUAUCAGUUGCACGCUGAGAACAUUCGUCGCACCAUGUCCCGUGCUGAACGAUAGUGUGUCCGUCUUCAUGCAUCAUGCCUCUUCUCACGUCCCCCCCUCCAUAUCACGACCCUGUUGCCCCUCGUUCUGUUGCCUCUUCCCUCUGUCUUGCCCCUCCAUCUCUCCGUCCCUGCCUCUCUGUCUCCCUGUCUCCCUGUCUCCCUGUCUCCCUGUCUCCCUGUCUCCCUGCCCCCCUGUCUCCCUGUCCUUCUGUCUCUCUGCCUCUCCGCUUCUCUCGCCAGAUCUCUGUCCAGCAAUGCUUUCACGGGUUCUGGACCUGAGCUACAACCAGCUAACGGGGGCCAUGCCUGCAGAGCUCACAGCUUUAGAUGCCAUCACCAACCUCAACCUGCGCAACAACCAGCUGACGGGCCCUGUACUGCAGCCCAUCCCACAAACAAUCACCUCCUACAAUCUUGAUCUCAACUAUUUCUCCUCAGGCUUCUCCUCCCCACCUGACUGCUCCCAAGGCUCCAUCUCCUUUCGCUUCAACUGCCUCCAAACCCCCAACCAAGGCUUCUCCUGCCCUACCCCAGCCACGCCCUCUGCUGCGGAUGCAGCGGUGCAGCGACCGGAGGAGCUCUGUGCUGCCUUCUGCGGCGUGAGUGCUGCGGAUCCCCCGUGCGACGGCCAUGGCGUGUGCUACCUGGAGGGCCCCAGCAGAGUGCCCACGUGUGACUGCGAGUCUGGGUUUGUCAAUGGGGAGUUUCCUGGAAGCUGCAUCGCUGAAGGCAGCGAAGACCCAUUAAGUGUGCAGCCGACAGCAGCACAGACAGCAGUGAAAGGGGGGGCUUCAGUGGCAAACGACGGGCGCAUCACACUUACAGCCUCACAUCUGAACACGUGGGGUGCAGCCUUCCUCCAACUGCCCAUCCCACUCUUCUCCUUCUCCCUGAAAGCCGGUGCCUGCGGCCGCCCCUUGGCCUUCACCGUCUAUUUCUCCUUCUCCAUUCUCAAACCGGCCACCCCCAGCAGGGCAGCAAUGACAGCAGCAGGAGACGCAGGCGACGGAUUUGCGUUUGUGAUUGCAGCCACUGACGCUGCUACAGGUGGUAGUAGUGGCAGCGGCGACGGCAGUGGUGGGGGCGGAAGCUUGGGGUAUGCAGGUAUGGAUGAGCGCAGCAUUGCAGUGGAGUUUGAUACUGCUAAGAGCACCGACGCCAACGACCCAGACAGCAACCACGUGGGAGUGAGUGUGAGGGGCAACACCUCUUCCAUCGCAACUGCCAAAGCGCCCUUCACUCUCAACGACGGAAAGCCAAAGCAAGCCUGGGUCGUCUUCGAACCCUCUCCUUCCUCCUCUGGCGGUGCUGCUAGUGGCAGCGCUACCUAUGGCAGCAGCAACAGCAGCGGCGGCGGCACGGGGUGGCUGCGGGUGUUUCUGUCGGCCAGGGGGUCCCCUCGACCGAGCAAGGCAGUGCUGGCGAUGCAGGUGUCGCUGUGCGAGUUCCUGCAGCCUACGGCAGCCGAGGCAUCGUUCCUCAUGGGCUUCACUGCUUCCUCCUCUGACUCCCCUCAGCAGCACUCCAUCCUUGAGUGGAACAUUACCACAGGUCCUUACCGCUGCUCAAUGCUGCUCCCUGCUGCCACUCCCUCCGUUCUCCUCUACUCCCGCGUGCUUAUCGCUUCGGACUGUUCUUCUUCCCGUACUGUUGUCUAUUGUCGCCAGCAGUUUGGGUUCCAGUUCAGCGAGGCAUCGCUGGCACCAGUGGGGGCGAACCUGUUUUUCCGCUACGCCAGUGCGGGCGUGCAAGCAGUGCUGCCAGCAGGCACAGCAGGAGCGGAAGGGGGAAGCGGCAAGGAGGAGGAGGUGUGGGUUGUGAGCCAGGCGUUCUCCUGGACCGACCAGGGGCUUUCUUGGCCUGUCCAGAACCAAGGCGCCUGCGGUGACUGCUGGGCGUACGCGGUGGUGGGCAGCAUAGAAAUGGCAUACGGCAUUCUCUCCAACCUCACCGUUGUGCCACACCUCUCCGUCACCCAGCUGCGCAGCGCCCUCGGCGCCUCAUGCUCGCAGGGCAACUCGCCCUCCCAGGCCUUCCAGUACCUCGUCACUCUCAACGCCAAGAGCAAAGUGGGGCUCACGGAGGAUGGCGGGACCGGGGUGGUGGUGAGCGGGGGCGGGGCCACGAAGAGCAGCAGCCAGAGCCCGCUCUGUAGCAUGCCCAUCUUUUCUCUGCUCGCACAAGCGCUUGGGAUCUCCUGCGGCAAAGGCCACACCCCUGGAACAAGCAAGCCAUCAAGGGGGGCGUUUAGAGUGAACGGGUUUGAGCGCACGUCAUUCCACGGCUGGUUUGGGCUGCUGCUGGCCGUGCAGCGACAGCCCGUGGUGGUGCAUGUGCAGGCCACCGUCCCCUCUUUCCUCGACUAUGAUGGGCUAUCCAAGUACGCGGACCCCUCGUGCUUCACGUACAACCUGAACCACGUGGUGCUGCUGGUGGGCUAUCGCCUCACCGGCUCAGACCCCACCUUCCCGCACAUGGCGCCGCCCUUCUGGAUCAUCCGCAACUCAUGGGGCCCGGAGUGGGGCGACGGCGGGCACAUGCGGAUGGACAUCCAGGGGGGCGACGGCGUGUGUGGGAUCAACACGCUGCCUGGGAUCUACCCGGUGGUGCGCGCUGCCAAGGACCCCUGCAACGUCAACGGCACCACCAGUGGGGUGUUUGGGCCGCUCUUCAACCCCUGUGGCAACUUCACGUGCACGCCCACGCCUGAUGGGGCCAGCAACCACUGCGACUGCAACGACCCGCGAUUCGUCGAGGCGCUUCAACCGGACAACUCGCGCACCUGUGCUUACAAGGACGCAUGCGGGACAGCGGUGCACAAUCCAUGUGCAGUGGGCACGUGUGUGAAUGAUGGCAAGGGGUCGUACUCGUGUGUGUGCCCUCCUGGCUUCAGGCAGGGCACCACUGUUGAUGGCACCUUCUCCUGCGGUCCAGGCGACUCCAGCAGCAAGUACACGGUGGUGUUGGAGGGACUCACGUGUGCCGACAUCCACCCCGUCUACGGCCUCACUCUCGCCCACCUGCAACAACAAAAUCCCGUGAGCAUCGUGGGUCUGAGCUGCAGUGCUCCUCUCGCUGUCGGCACGGUGGUGAACGUGGUCCAGCCAGCCGACCUCACGCCCUGCUCCGUCUACUACACCACGUCUGAGGGCGACACAUGCGAGUCACUAGCUAAAUACUUCUCCCUCAUCGGCAACUGCUAUGAGCCCUGCGCAGAGGCCUUCCAGGCGCUCAACCCCGGGCUGGACUGCUCCGGCAGCGGGGAGCUGGUGGGCAGCCAGGCGGUAUGUGUGGAGCGGCGGGCGGAGAGUGCAGCGGCACUGCUCAUCCCGGUGUGCUCGCAGUUCUAUCUGGUGCAGGCCGGGGAGACGUGCGACCAGAUCCGCUCCGUGCCCUCCCCGCCGCUCUCCCCUCUCGAGUUCUUCCGCCUCAACCCCGGCAUCAAGUGCAGCCGCCUCGUGCCCAAGACUGACGUCGGCAGCCUCACAGGCUUCGAGGCGUGCAUAGGCAGCUCGUUCAGCUUCACGCAAGGAGUGUGCCCCAAGACUCGUGCGUACGUGGUUGGGACUGGCGACCGCUGCACUGGCCUGCAGGUCAAGUACUUCCGUGGAAUCAAAGGGUGCUACAGGAAGACCAACGGCUACGAUUGCAUCGAUAAGCUUGUCAAAUCCACCAGAGUGUGCAUUCCGGACCAAGUGAAGAUCAAGGCCGGGAAGUACCACCUGUCGCCGCUGUCAAGAGGAUCAGCCAAGGUGGGGUGGGUGUCGGUGCUGGGGCUGUCCAUGGCUGCUGGCUUGCACACCACUGCGCUUGUUUCCGAGGGCAUGCAGGUGGACAGGGAGGCCAUGCUAGUGCCUGCCUCAGCUGCAUUCAACGCCACCAAUGCUCCCUGA